CUGGACUGCUUUGAUGUGUUUACAGUCUCGUCAAAACAGAACAAUUUCUUUAGAAGUCAAAUACUCAUUUUCAUUCAGUUAUGGAUAAUUUAAAGCAGCAAGUUAUGAUUAACCAAUUUGUACACGCGGCUGGAUGCCACGCAGAACAAGCUAAACAGUUCUUACAGGCAGCACAAUGGCAAUUCGAGGCAGCACUAAGUAUGUUUUUUCAAGAAUCCACAGUUCCCACUAUGUGCCGAACUUGCAACAGAAGUCACACAAAUGGAAAUUAUCCUCUUUGUACACCUGCAAACACACCAGCUACUCCUCCCAAUUUUCCAGAUGCUUUGGCAGCACUUGCCAAGCUUACAACAGGUGAUAAUAAAGUUUUUGGAGGUUCACCACAUCCUCAUUCUAACUACCCAUACCCAUCUCCUUCACAACAGGGCCAGCCCAACAUGGCUCAUUCUCCAAAUAGCAUGCAUAUGCAAAUUGAAGCAAAUAGUCGAUAAUUCAGUAAGGUAAGACUGUUACAACCUCGGCAGCUUGAAUACCUGGACAAAACUUUACGAGUGUUGUAAUGUGCCCACCUUAUUCUGCCGAUUUCUUUUAAAAGGAUAAUUAUUCACACUCUUCAUUGAUUAUAAGCACAAAUUAAUAUUUUACAGUGCCGAAAAAAGGACUGAAAUGGUAUUUUCAGGGAAGGACACUCACACAACAUAAAGGUUAUCAUUUUACAUUUUGUAUGUUUUAGUCACAAUGUGACAACUAAUUAACUUUUGUUCUUUGAAUAUUCAAAUUGAAUUUACUUCAUUACAGUGGGAUUAAGGAAAUUUAAAAAGCUUUGAUGUCUAUGUUGGUAAAAACCCAUAAUCUGCUACGUGUUUUAGAAUUUGACUGUUGUUGUAGCAGUUUUAAACAGCCAGUUGACCCUCUAUUUUUCAUAACUGCCACAAAUUUUAUGAAUGUGUUAAUUUUUUCUUUACAAUAUUGAAAACUUAUUUUUAUUACAAUAAAUAUGCUAGGUUUUUUGUAAUUGAAAGUAACUUAAAAAUACAUAUAGGCCUAUACUACUUGUACAAAAAUGUUUUUAAUUUUAAUGCAGAUGGUUCUUAAUGUACCCCUUGUACCUAAUGGCAUAGAAUAUUUUGACUUUCUGUCAACCAAGAGUUUGAUCUUCUAAACUUCAACACCAAAAUGUCCUGACAGUUUUUUAUACUGUCUGUCAUUAUUUUAGUUACCGUGGUGAGGUAAACUAUUUUGAAACUACUUAAUCUGUCAUAAGAGAGUAGUAAUGACUCAUUAGUUGUGGGAAACAGAUUGUUACUGAAUGCAUCAUUGCACUGUUUAUUGUUAAACCUAUGUAUUUUUUUGUCAAUAUGUUAUGAAGAUUCAAUUGGGCUGUUACAAGUAAAUAUUUUAAUAUAUAGACAGAAUGAGAAUGUGCAGUGUGUGUCUGUUGUUUUUUUUUUUCUUUUAGUCUGGGUGAUGAUAUUUACAUUGUGAUUUCUUGGCAUGAAACUAUUUAUGAUGUUGUUUUAAUACCUAUAGUGAUGAUUGUUAAAUGAGUUCAUAAAACAUACUUAUUCCUUCAUUUCUUUAAAUAGUUCUUUUAUGAUUGACUGUCAUAAACCAAGUAAAGGAAUGAAUUCUGGUACAUUUUUUUUUAAACUGUUUGUGAGCCAUAUCAAUUUCAUUCACUACAUUUAUUUUGACAUGGAUUUCUUUUCUAUCACUUUUUGUACAAUAGUAGCUAAUCUCAGAAUACUUUAAAUAUUUUCUUCAGAAGAUUUAACAUACAAGUAUAUAUAUAUCUAUACAUACAUACAUGUAUUUGAAUUUGUGUUCAUGUGUACUAUUCUAAAUUCAACAAGGAUUCUCAUGUUAUGGGAAAACUAUUACAUAAAUCUGUAAUUUUUUGGCCACUUUAGAGUGGCUGUCAAAUUCUACUUUUUCUAAUUCAUGUAUGUUGUUCUAAGUUCCAUCUCACUUCCUUCACAUUUCUGUUCAAUUUUUGGCUAAUUACACAUGACAAGUCAAAAUAUUUAGACUUCAUUUUAAGCAUCACCAGUAGAUUGUUUUGUUAUUUGUUACUGUUUUUCCCUCUGAAUUUGUAUUUUUACAUACAUGGAAAAGAAAACAAAGAUGUAUAUAAACAUAUUAUGAUAAUUUUUAGGAUCAUUUUUUAAAAAGAUAUAUAGUCUAAAUGCUUACUUACUUUGUACUAUGUUAUAAAAUGUUUAAGUCAUAUGACCUUUUCAUGCUAAACACUAUAUUAUUAGUCAUUUCAUGUUAUUUCAUUGGAAUGUAGCAUUUUGACAUUGUUGGUUUCUUUUUUUUUUAAAUAGUUUUAUGUACAUUGUUUUCCUUGAGUGUAAUCCUUGCUGCCUAUUUGUGCUGUAAGUGGAAUUUUUAUGUUUUAUGACAGUAAAAUUCAAAAACAGAAACUUGGAUUUCUCUCAGC
Molecule: messenger RNA, 2443 nt
Organism: Physella acuta
Lineage: Eukaryota; Metazoa; Mollusca; Gastropoda; Physidae
Product: UBA-like domain-containing protein 2-A
Molecular function (GO): protein binding
Source: RefSeq, a predicted model, not a curated record